GUUCUCCCUCUCCGUGUUCCGCUUUGAAUGCAGGACAAGGUUGGACAAGGGUGAAGCAAGGAAUGAUAGAGAACAGUAUCUCUGCGGCAGCGACUGUUAUCAACACUAGUAAUGUGAAAUCCAGCACACCGCCAGAACAAGGCAUCGAGAAAUUCGAGAGGCGGACAUCGAAGAGGUCGUGAUAUCUGUAGAAGUGCAAGAAGUAGUUGUUGAGCUUAGUGAUCCAUGCUAUAGCCUAUGAAGCAAAAGAUGAAGAUUGCCAUUCAUUGAGCAUAAAGCUGUAGCCACGAACACGACUACUUACCUUAUUCCCGGCUUCAGUUCUCGCAGGCUAACGCGCAAUCACAACUACAAGCACGCAACGGGAAGUACCGAAUAGUGAAGGGAGACAGAGCAACGACUUCAACUCCGUCGUCAUACGCGCAAGCUCCUGAUGCAUCUGCAGCAUUGAGGAUUUCCUACGAAAAACAAGAACACUUAUUGGCACAGAGGACGAGAUAGACAGGGCCACUACUCCUCAUCCUACAAUCAGUUCUUUAUGCCGGACUUCGACUUCUUGCAUGGCCCUUCCUCAUCCUACAAUCAGUUCUUCAUACCGGACUUCGACUCCUUGCAUUAUCAACAAGAUCAACUACGACAUACCACCACAAUCAUUGUCGAAACGUCGAGGAGGACAACCACAACUAUCGACACGACAACUUCGAUUGACUAAUGCAGGUGUCUGGUUCGUCAUCUAGCAAAGGAGGUGCUGGAGAAGUGGAGCUGAAGCAGCCACUGAUGUCACAAGCUGGCGAUCCUUUCUACGUCGCCAAAGAUGAGAUCGAGGCGGCGCUCCGCAGUGUUCGGCAGAUGUGCCAGGACUUGGAGAUGAAUGCUGGGGGGAGUAGCAGUUCGAGCUCCUCGAGGGCGGCUGACAGAUCGGGCCCGAGGAAACUCAAACUGGGCAACGAAAUUGUUGCGGAGAUACAGCAAUUGCAGUACUAAGAUUGAAUGUUUUUCUCAAGAAGAGAAAGAGUUUCUUGAAUUCUAAGGCCAAUGAAAUUGCUGCAGUGGUUGUUACCCUCUACUUUUCCAUGUCUUGAUGAAUGCGGAGACCAUUUUUUUCUGCCAUUGCAUCUCUCUCCUCCUACGAUCAACUACAUUUUAUGUACUUACCUUGUUUCUACCAAAUCAAUGCGGUCCACGUCCAUCGAAUCCUUUUUCUCUUCUUCACAGGUACGACUUACAGGAUGUCCAGACGACUAUUGGGAUAGUAGAAGGCAACCCGUCGAAGUUUAGAGUAGACCAGAAGGAAUUGCAAUCCCGGAAGGGGUUUGUGCAGCAGACAGAGAACUCGCUAAAGCAAAUUCUAGCGUCGACACAAGCGACCAUAAAGAGGAUCGAAAGUAGCGGAUCGGGGGAAGCGAGACAACCUGUAUUGACUACUAACUACAUGUAGAAGUUGAGCUAGACAUAGUUGAGUCACACAUAGAGGCAGGUGGAGACUUGCACAAUAUGUCUUAUCCUCGAAUCAUGAUGUUGAACUUCAGUGACAGGGAUGUCAACAGUUGAAGUUGACCAUUUCGAUGUUGGCACUGUUGCAAUAUAUAUGGAAUCUGUUCGCUUACUACACUUCGACUCCGAUAGUUCUCAACUACAGGUUGGUAACCGCUUAGAACGCGAACGAGAAAUGGACGAAGUGGUGCAGAUGGGAAGGCAUCAACAACGGCAGCUUGUGUCUCGACAGGAUGAGCAACUUGCGGAGCUUUCGAAAACCACCGAACGUCUCAAUCAAACGGCAUUGGUAUUGCUUUUCUCGAUUGAUGAAAUAAGUACUUUCAAUGCGUGGUACGACGAUCCUCGCUGAAACACGGAUGUUGACAUUGACAUUCAUGUUGUACUAUGCUGCAUCUUGUAGAAGUUGUAUAACAAGAACAAGAACAACUUCAGGAAGUUGUUCUACCUUCCAAGGUACUUAAAUCCGACGGCAAAUACACUCCCUUAUCAUUCAAAGGUAAUCAAUACCGAGUUAACCGAGCAAGCGCGGAUGCUGACAGAACUUGACGAGGAUAUUGAUCGGGAAACAGAAAAGUUGAAUUUUGUGCUUCGGAGAUUAGGCAUAUUGAUGAAGACCUCUGAUUCCAAACAGCUUUGGACGAUUCUAGUCCUUUUCUGCAUAUUCAUGUUUCUACUCAUGCUUGUGAUUGGCUGACGAGGGCCGCAUCAAACCUUCGUUCUUUCUACAACAAAGAAGAUUGAGAAGAUGUUGACAAAUACGACUCUACGAAGCCGUACUACAAGACCGAUUGUUGUAGUGCCUUCUUGUCUGUGUGAAGGUUGAGAAUGACUUCUUGUGAUGUCUU
This is a messenger RNA of Amoebophrya sp. A25, 2342 nucleotides long. NCBI's taxonomy places the organism in Eukaryota, Dinophyceae, Syndiniales, Amoebophryaceae. The record is from the annotation of a GenBank genome assembly.